CGCCAACAGCCAUGACAUGCCCUAACCACCUUUAUCGCCAUCUGUCCCCAGACAUCUCUACCCGCACGGUGCGACUACCUCGCCGCCUUGCUGUUUCUGCUGCUGCCCAGCCCCCCCACCGCUGUCACCUCUUCUCAACCUAUUAUCGGUCCUUGUCACACACACGUCCCCUCGUCAUACGCCGCCAACAUGGCCGUCGGUGAUACGCCUGCUCUCUCCAGCCCGCACCAACACCAGCCUGUCGCGCCGCCUCACCCCAUCGACAUUGACGCCUGGACUGAGCAAGCAACCGUCGCGCUGGCCUCAGUCGCCAUCGCCACGCCUGCAGAUGCCCCGAUGCGCCCCUCGGUUACGCUUGCCAUUCCGCUCGAUGACCACGAUGCGCCCAAGCCCGCCGCACGCCCUGUAGCUGCCGAGGCCGCCGCACACGAUGCCGCCUGCUAUCGGCGCAAAGAGCCCCUUCGCCGCGACAGCUUGAAGCGGCGCGAGGCCUUGCUCAAGGGCAACGAGGGCUCGAGGCGCAGGCAGAGGUGGGAGAAUGAUCGCCUUCUCUCGAACCCUCACGCCGAGCCUCCGCUCCCCAGAGACUGGGAAGUCCACCCCACGCACACGUCCAAGCACGUCCCCUACUACCUCGCUCCACUCUGGGAUGCCGGUCUAAAACGCCAAUCAAACGACCGCAAGACGGCUGCCGCCGCCCUCCAAACCGCCUCCAAGACGGUCGCCACCCAUCCUUCCGCCCCGGGCGUCGUCCCCAAGGAGCUCCGCGACAAGCUCAAGCGCUCCCGCGCCGCAAAGGGUCUCCUCAUGGACCUGGAAUCCCAAGUCCGCAAUUUCGUCGCCGCAUGGCAGCACAAGGAGCGCCUCGCACUCGAACAAGGGCUCCCCGCCGAUCCCGACAGCGAAGACGACGAAAUCGUCUUUGUAGGCCGCAACGGCGCCAUGCACGACUUACACUCUCCUUCCUCUGAUACACAUGCACUGCAGCAGCCCCCCGCCAAGAAACAUCUCAUGCUGUUUGACACGCCCGAGCACGACGGCGGCGGCACUUUUGCCCGCUGGCUCGUCCACCACAUUGGCGUCUACUACGGCCUGCCUACCUGGAGCGUUACCGUUGGAAAUCCCGCCAGACGCGAAUCUUACAUUGGCGUCAAGUCCCCCACCUAUGCGCCUGCAACGCAUGCAACGCGUGCGAACGAUGCUACAACCGUUUCGACGCCCACGGCCACGGCCACGAAGCUGCCAAGGCCGCUGUAUGGUUUGGUCUAGGUCAUCGUCUCUAUUUAUAUCCAUACAUAUAUAUAUAUAUAGCCAUAUAUGCACUUGGCUCGUGUUUUGGGUUUUCCCCCUCUUGGCAUAUACGCUGUUUUGGUCGUUUAGUUAUAAUGCUACUUUAUUCGUCCAAGCCAUAUCAUAUUUGGAAUUCUGCGGCUAUUAUUACUUUUGAUUGAUUUCAUGUUGGAUUUGGUUGCGCUGUCUAGACGCUAAGAGAACAAAUGAAAGAGGAAGAGAGAAAGAAAUACUAGAGUAGAAGAACACAGAAUUGCUGUUUUUUUGUUU
This is a messenger RNA of Exserohilum turcica Et28A, 1560 nucleotides long. RefSeq lists its product as uncharacterized. The record is from RefSeq and is a predicted model, not a curated record. The coding region runs from base 190 to 1269 and encodes 359 amino acids. Lineage: Eukaryota; Fungi; Ascomycota; Dothideomycetes; Pleosporales; Pleosporaceae. Gene Ontology annotation, molecular function: nucleic acid binding. The transcript has 2 exons.